Saccharomycodes ludwigii is the source of this 1917-nucleotide messenger RNA. Its product is annotated as alpha-keto acid decarboxylase family protein. Gene Ontology annotation, molecular function: magnesium ion binding; carboxy-lyase activity; thiamine pyrophosphate binding. The coding region runs from base 1 to 1917 and encodes 638 amino acids. NCBI's taxonomy places the organism in Eukaryota, Fungi, Ascomycota, Saccharomycetes, Saccharomycodales, Saccharomycodaceae. The record is from RefSeq and is a predicted model, not a curated record. The transcript has a single exon.
AUGCUUACACAAAACAAUACCAUUGAUACUUACACCAACAAUAACAAUACCAAUAAUAAUGAUGCUUUAAUAAUUCCAAACCACGCAAUGAACACGCCGAUGCUUUUCCUAUCUCCAAAUAAUAACUAUCACAUAGAUGAAAUUACACUAGGACAAUAUCUUUUUGAAAGGCUAAGACAAGCUGGAGUAAAAACCAUUUUUGGAUUACCAGGUGAUUUUAAUUUAGUUUUAUUAGAUAAUGUGUACAAAGUACCGGGCUUACAAUGGUGUGGUAACACAAAUGAAUUGAAUGCAAGCUAUGCAACUGACGGGUAUUCAAGGAUAAAUCCUAAUAAACUAGGCUGUCUCUGCACCACUUUUGGUGUUGGCGAGUUAAGUGCCAUCAAUGGUAUUGCUGGUAGUUUUAGCGAGCAUGUUGGUAUAUUACAUAUUGUUGGUACACCAAGCGUUUCUACUCGAUUGAAAAAAUUGUUGGUUCAUCAUACUCUAGGGAAUGGUGAUUUUGAUGUUUUCCAUAAAAUGGCUGCUGAUAUAAGUGAAUAUUCCGUUUUACUUACAGAUGCUGACAUUGCUGCUAAAGAAAUAGAUAAAUGCAUCAGAAUAGCAUACAUUAAGCAAAAACCCGUUUAUUUGGGAUUUCCUGCAAAUCUAAGUAGCGUUACCAUUCCCAGAAGUUUAUUGGAUAUACCGCUUGAUAUGUCACUAAAUACAAAUAAUCCAGCAGUUGAAAACGAAAUUGCAAAACAAAGUUUUGAUUUAAUUUGUAAGACUAAGAAUCGAAUAAUUUUAGCGGAUGGCUGUUGUAUAAGGCAUGAUGUAAUCAAAGAAUUAAAUGAAAUAGCCAAUAUAACCCAGUUUCCAAUAUUUGUUACGCCUAUGGGGAAAAGUAGUAUCGAUGAGCAAAAUAACCCAAAUUUUGGUGGUGUUUAUGUGGGAACCAUGUCUUCACCUGAUGUCAAAGAAUUUGUUGAAAAUGCAGAUUUGAUACUUAGUAUUGGAACAAUAUUGUCUGACUUUAGUACCGGAAAUUUCCAAUACUCUUAUAAGACCAAAAACGUCAUCGAAUUUCAUUCAGAUUAUGUUAAAAUUAAAAAUGCUAUUUUUCCAGAUAUAACUAUGAAAUAUGCGUUACAAACUUUGAUACAAAAGUUGAAAAAUAGUAAGCCUGUUUCUAUCAACAACGCCAAAAUACCGAUACCACAACCAAUAAAGACAAAAUCUAAUUUAUUGUCUACAUCAAUAUUAAGACAAGAAUGGGUGUGGGAAAAGUUAAGUCAUUGGUUUAAAGCUGGAGAUAUAAUAAUUUCCGAAACCGGUACUUCUGCAUUUGGAGUUUUACAAACUAGGUUCCCAAAAAAUUGCACUAGCAUAUCGCAAGUUUUGUGGGGGUCGGUAGGGUAUAGUAUGGGUUCAUGCCUAGGUGCAUCGUUUGCUCGAAAGGAUUUUUUUGGUGGUGAUGCUGAGGCGGGCAGUGGUAGAGUUAUUGUUUUUGUUGGUGAUGGGGCUUUACAAAUGACAGUACAAGAGAUAUCAGCAAUUAUUAAAUGGGGACUGAAACCUUAUUUAUUUGUCAUGAAUAACCAUGGGUACACGAUAGAUAGAAUUUUACAUUCCAAAAAUAAACAUAGCAAGUAUAGACAUGAAACACCUAAUAUUGCUAAGAUACCGCCUACUUAUAAUGAUAUCCAACCAUGGAAUAUUCAAAAGAUCUUACCAACGUUUGGCGCUGCUGAGGGCGAGUACGAAAAUUGGAAAGUAGAACUGAUUGGUGAGUUUAAUGAAAUGUUGGAAAAUCCUGAUUUUGGAAUACCUAAUAAGUUAAGAUUAAUUGAAGUUUUAUUGCCUGUAAUGGACGGUCCUGUUAACUUAUUAAGGCAUGUUAAUACAAAAAAUACUGCUAUUAAUAAUAACAGUUGA